Molecule: messenger RNA, 1555 nt
Organism: Desarmillaria tabescens
Lineage: Eukaryota; Fungi; Basidiomycota; Agaricomycetes; Agaricales; Physalacriaceae
Exons: 3
Coding region: 253-1341 (362 amino acids)
Molecular function (GO): protein binding
Source: RefSeq, a predicted model, not a curated record
CAUUGGUCAAGAAUCUAAAAGACGAUUUUGCACGUGACACGUGAUUAAUCGCUAAAUUAAAAAUUAAAAAUUGCAAUUUGUCAAGCAACUUUUUGUUCUCGAAGGUCCAUCUUGUUUCCCACUCUGACUUGAUAACAGCUGAAGCGCUGAUACGAUACACGCCAGCUCGUCAAGCAUUGCUAUCCUUUGUUUUCUUACAGAGUCAGUCAGCGUAAAUUCGAAAAGAGCAGGAAACUUGACUCCAUAGUCAACAUGACCCAAAUAUACCGUCGAAAAAUUUCUGUCGAGGCUUUUCCUUCCGUCACCCUCAACAACCUUCCGAAUGAACUUCUGCUUCUCAUUUUCCAGGACCUCGAUCCUUCUAGCCUCAUUAGCGUCUCCUGCUUGUGUCGGCGAAUCAAUGCUGUAGCCCUGACACACCUCCUCUUCCCCAAGAUGGACUACAGUGAUGCCCUGGUCCAGCUUCGCGCCAACAGUCUCAGUUUCGGCCUCUCCACUGGUUUGCCGUUCGACAGCAUUGCCGGUGUCCGGCUCUCUUUCUCCAUGAAGCACCCCAUAGAGUUCUUCUCCUGCCACUUCUCUACUACAGACUGUAUUAGAGAAAUGGAGCAGGUCGAAAGACUUUUUGAAACGGGGAGGGUCAUGGAGUGCGUCGAUUUUCGGUUCCCCCGAGGGUCAUUGUUCUUCCCAGAUGAGGACGCGUCUCCACCUGGAUGCGAUGUAAACAGUCCGGCAGUCGACCGCCUUUUUCGGCACCUACAUCGUACGAAAUGCCGUUCGUUUGGGACGUAUGACGUCCUGCCAGUCAAAUACGACGACGAAGCCAGGUUUGGCGGCCCAGUCAUCAGCACACUCAAAUUCAUUACCAUCUCUCGUUCCCCAUUCUUGCUCACCGACUUUUUCCGCGAGUGGACCAUCAGUACGAUGAAUCUGUCUCCUCUCAGGGAUGUCACACUGGAAGACGUCGACAUCGAAACGUUGUUGCCCUUACUUUCCUUACCCUCUCUCCAAAAACUCGACAUACGGUGCCUCGAUCUCCCAUUGAGUGACAUUACACCUUUCCUCGCACGCCACCCCACGAUUGAAAGCUUGAUGCUCCGCGUUUUCUUCGACGACGCAUAUCUCCCUCCUGUUACUCUCUUCCCCUGGAUCCAUGCCUCAACUUCAAAGUGUAACCUGCUACAUCUCAACGUCGUUCAUGCCUCCAUCACCCUUACCUACCGACGCGAUACAGACACUCUUCCAAAACGUUGCCCUACAUGGCACCGUCACCACCCUCGACGUACCCCUCUCGGACCUGAACACCUCAGAGGAAUGGCUGAGCAUGAAUCCGAGAUUUGAGCCCCUCCUUACAGCGGUCGACAGCUUGUACGUCACUUUGUCGAUGAAUGUGAGAGACGAGAGUACGGUGAAACAGCGGAUGAUAGAGUCGAUCGUGCUGUUUCCAAAGUUGAAGACUCUGACGUUGUUUGGGUGGGCGCAGUGCGAAGAGUUUGCCAGUAAUAUAAAGGCGGCCUAUCCUGGUCUCCAGAGGAUCUUUUCAGGCCUUACGGAU